Messenger RNA from Chironomus riparius, 1308 nucleotides. The record is from the annotation of a GenBank genome assembly. NCBI's taxonomy places the organism in Eukaryota, Metazoa, Arthropoda, Insecta, Diptera, Chironomidae.
AAAAGAUGCAAAUAAAUAGUCUAAAGAAUUUAUAUUCAUAAGAUCAUUUUAUUUUAUUUUCACGAUUUACUUUAUAUUUACAAGCUCGCUGUACCGCGUAAAUAUCUUAAAAACGUUAAAGGAGUGUGAAAUUGUCAAAGGAAGUCGUCCACAAAAGUGGAAAUACGAGAAAUUGAUACAAAAAAAUUGAUUUUCAAAGAAAAUUUUAAAAAUCUUUAAUUGGAUUUAAAAUUUAUCGAAAAGGAUCUUCAACUGUGGUCUAAUUAAUCCACAAUUCAAAACGCAAUAUGAAUUCAUCAGCAUUGAGAGCUCUCGCUUUAGAAUAUAAGUCACUUCAGGAAGAACCAGUGGAAGGAUUUCGAGUAAAAUUAUUAAAUGAUGAUAAUAUGUUUGAGUGGAGUGUCGGUAUUUUCGGACCUCCCGAAACUCUUUAUCAAGGUGGCUAUUUUAAGGCAAUAAUGAAAUUUCCACAAGAUUACCCUUAUUCACCACCAACAAUUCGAUUCAUCACAAAAGUUUGGCACCCGAAUGUUUAUGAGAAUGGUGACUUAUGCAUUUCUAUUUUACAUCCGCCAAUUGACGACCCUCAAAGCGGCGAAUUACCUUGCGAACGAUGGAAUCCAACUCAAAAUGUUCGCACAAUCCUACUCUCAGUUAUCUCUUUGCUCAAUGAACCGAAUACAUUUUCACCUGCGAAUGUUGAUGCAAGUGUUAUGUACAGACGAUGGCGUGACUCAAAUGGCCGUGAUAAUGAAUAUCCUAACAUAAUCAGGAAACAAGCACUUCAAGCAAAAGUAGAAGCUGAAAAAGAAGGAAUUGUCGUCCCACUUACUCUAGAGGAAUAUUGUCUUAAACCUAAAACAAAUCCAAAUAAUCAAGAACCUCAACUCGACAUGACAGACUUUUAUGAUGAUUUUGACGACGAGUGCAGUGAGUCUGAAUCGGAAUCACAGAAUGGUGAUGGUGAGGAUUCAGGAAAUGCAGAAUAAUUAUUAAAGAAAUUGACAAAGUUGUGUUAAUGGAUUUUUCUCAAUAAUGAUUAGCAAUCAAACAGCAACAUCAAAAAAAAAAUUAAUUAAUUAUAUUUUUCAAAAACAGAGAUAUAAAAAUUAUUGCAACACAGUGGUAUUUUAUGAAAAGAAAGAAGAUGAAGACGGGAGAGAAAAAAAAAUAAGUAAAAUGUAAGAAGAAUCCUUUCUAUAUAUAACUAAGCUAAGUUGAAAACAAAUUUCAAUUAUAAGAGAACGUGAAACUUAAAAACAACAAUUAUUUACAAAAAAAUAUGCUGGAGAGUUCUUCAAUUUCGAG